AUGUCCAUCCUAAUCACCGGUGCCUCUGGGUACCUGGGAGGUUCACUUCUUGCACAGCUACACGACACUGUAUUUCCAGGCAACAAGACCAUAUAUGCUCUAGUCAGAUCCCAGAAACAGGCGGAAGCGGUGGGAAAAUAUGGAGCAAAACCCCUUAUGCUCGAUUUUCAAGAUGAACAAAGUGUUACGAAGAGCGUGGUGGAUGCGCAGAUCUUUGUCAUCUACUUCCUCAUAGAUGCUGCGAAUUCUGAUAUGCAGAUACCUCUCAUCAAAGCUCUUGCCGAGGUCAAAAAGCAGACUGGACAGGAAGUGCAUUUUCUGCAUACCAGCGGCGCGAAGAUCUUUAGUGAGCAUGCAGGAAUGACUACCGAUCGAAGGCUUCUUGAUACCGACCCAGAGUUGUACAACCUUCAGAAGAGUUCCAAGGCUCCGCAUCAAUUCCUAACGCAAGCAACGAACGCGAACAACACCGUUAUUGAGACGGCAGAGAAAUAUGGUGUCCGCAGCUACAUCUUCAUUCCAUGUAUCGUGUAUGGCGAAGGAAAAGGUUUCGGUAACAAAACCUCGAUUCAAACCGUUGCCGUGGUCAAAGCUGCAAGGGGUACUGGAGCCAUAUAUGAUAUUAACCCCGAAGGCUGGACUUGGCCCGUAUGCCACAUUAACGACAACACGAAGCUCUAUGUGGAACUACUGAAAAGUAUUAUACGCGACGAGAAUCCAGAGUCUGGGCAGAACGGGUACUAUCUUGCUUCUUCUGGUAGUGUGGCUUGGUACGAUAUCUAUGCCGCCAUGGCGAAAGCUCUUGCUAAGCGCGGAGUAAUCGGCAGCGCCGAUGUUAAGAGGGCAGAUGAUACAGCGCUAGACAAGAUGUCGCAGGCCUUGGGUUGUCCUAAAGAAAUGGUGGCAGUGCAGCUGGGUGGAAAAUGCACACUUGAAACAAAGAGGGCCUACAAUGUAGGCUGGAGACCGGACUAUAAGGCGGAGCAUAUCAUCGAAGCGGCAGAUACAGAGGUUGAGCUUAUUUUGAAGCACCUAUGA
Messenger RNA from Alternaria atra, 1038 nucleotides. RefSeq lists its product as uncharacterized. Lineage: Eukaryota; Fungi; Ascomycota; Dothideomycetes; Pleosporales; Pleosporaceae. The coding region runs from base 1 to 1038 and encodes 345 amino acids. The record is from RefSeq and is a predicted model, not a curated record. The transcript has 5 exons.